CAUCUUGCCGGUUUUACUGCGGGAUUGCAAUUAGUAGUUCAGUAACGCACAUGGUUUUCUGACGCCCUUGCUCUUCGUUGUUACUGUAUCGCUAAGCAUCUCUUACUAUUUACGUAAUCUUUUCCUUGUUGCUUCUGAGAUAUAUUUUAUAAAAAAAAUAUGAAUUUCCUAUCUGUUCUCCGACCCUUGAUGACCCGCCGCAUUGCUGUGAACAUCAGAAGAAAUUAUGCAAAAGACAUAAAAUUUGGGCCAGAAGUGCGGGCUCUGAUGUUGCAAGGCGUUGAUGUGUUAGCUGAUGCAGUUGCAGUCACAAUGGGUCCCAAGGGAAGAAAUGUUAUUAUUGAACAAUCUUGGGGAUCUCCUAAAAUUACUAAAGAUGGUGUUACUGUUGCAAAAGCCAUAGAAUUAAAAGAUAAAUUUCAAAAUAUUGGUGCCAAACUUGUUCAAGAUGUUGCAAAUAAUACCAAUGAAGAAGCAGGAGAUGGUACUACUACAGCAACUGUUUUGGCCCGAGCUAUUGCAAAGGAAGGAUUCGAAAAAAUAAGUAAAGGAACAAAUCCUAUUGAAUUCAGAAAAGGUGUUAUGAUGGCUGUUGAAAAGAUUGUAGAUGAAUUGAAGAAGAAUUCUAAGCCUGUUACAACACCUGAAGAGAUUGCUCAAGUUGCUACAAUAUCAGCAAAUGGUGAUAGGGCUAUUGGAGAUUUAAUUUCUAAUGCAAUGAAAAAGGUUGGAAAUGAUGGCGUUAUUACUGUCAAAGAUGGAAAAACUUUAAUUGAUGAAUUAGAAGUAAUUGAAGGAAUGAAGUUUGAUAGGGGUUACAUUUCACCUUAUUUCAUCAACACUGCCAAAGGUGCUAAAGUGGAAUAUCAAGAUUCUCUAGUUUUGUUCAGUGAAAAGAAAAUAUCUAGUGUCCAAUCUAUAAUACCUGCCUUAGAAUUAGCAAAUCAAAAAAGGAAACCCCUUAUAAUUAUUGCUGAGGAUGUUGAUGGAGAAGCUUUAAGUACAAUGGUAUUAAAUAGGUUAAAAGUAGGCCUUCAAGUAGCUGCUGUUAAAGCACCUGGUUUUGGAGACAAUAGAAAAAACACUCUUCAUGAUAUGGCUAUUGCAACUGGAGGUAUUGUCUUUGGAGAUGAUGCUGACCUGGUAAAAUUAGAAGACCUUCAGCCACAUGAUCUUGGUGAAGUUUCCGAGGUUGUUAUCACAAAAGAUGACACAUUACUGCUUAAGGGCAAAGGUAAUAAAGCUGAUAUUGAUAGGAGAGUUGCUCAAAUCAAAGAUGAAAUUGAACAGACUACUUCACAGUAUGAAAAGGAAAAAUUACAAGAACGACUUGCUCGUUUAUCUAAUGGUGUCGCACUUUUAAAGGUUGGAGGCUCAAGUGAAGUAGAAGUGAAUGAAAAGAAAGACAGAGUUAAUGAUGCAUUGAAUGCUACUCGAGCAGCAGUUGAAGAAGGCAUUGUUGCAGGAGGUGGAACUGCUUUGUUACGUUGUCUUCCUGCUCUUGACCAAAUAAAAGUAGAAAAUGAAGACCAAAGGACUGGUAUUGAUAUAGUUAGGAAAUCAUUAAAAAUGCCAUGCACUCAGAUUGCAUUAAAUGCUGGAGUUGAUGCUGCUGUAGUAACACAAAAAGUCUUAGAUGGCAAAGGAGAUUAUGGUUAUGAUGCAAUGAAGGGAGAAUAUGUAAACAUGAUUGAAGCUGGUAUAAUUGAUCCUACUAAGGUUGUCAGGACAGCCCUUUUAGAUGCAGCUGGUGUUGCAUCAUUGCUUACAACAGCAGAAUCAGUUAUUACAGAAAUCCCCAAGGAAGAGAAAAUGCCCAUGGGAGGUGGUAUGGGUGGCAUGGGAGGAAUGGGUGGUUAUGAUAUGUAAAAAUUAGAUGCAAUUAGAACAGAUGGACACUUUUUUUAUAAGAAAUAGUCAGGGACAUGGAUCGAAAAUCAUGUUUUGCAAGAAUCAAUGCAUUUGAAUCACGCCAUUCCUAUAUUUUGUUCAGUGUUUCACAUUUUUGUUAAUUCAUUGUAGUAUCAUGUUAAAUAAACAAAUUUUUUUAUUA
Molecule: messenger RNA, 2053 nt
Organism: Argiope bruennichi
Lineage: Eukaryota; Metazoa; Arthropoda; Arachnida; Araneae; Araneidae
Gene: Hsp60A
Product: heat shock protein 60A-like
Exons: 12
Coding region: 160-1869 (569 amino acids)
Biological process (GO): protein import into mitochondrial intermembrane space; mitochondrial unfolded protein response; protein refolding
Cellular component (GO): mitochondrial inner membrane; mitochondrial matrix
Molecular function (GO): protein-folding chaperone binding; ATP-dependent protein folding chaperone; ATP binding
Source: RefSeq, a predicted model, not a curated record